Messenger RNA from Polypterus senegalus (gray bichir), 1564 nucleotides. Its product is annotated as gastrula zinc finger protein XlCGF52.1-like. NCBI's taxonomy places the organism in Eukaryota, Metazoa, Chordata, Cladistia, Polypteriformes, Polypteridae. Gene Ontology annotation, biological process: regulation of transcription by RNA polymerase II. The coding region runs from base 149 to 1435 and encodes 428 amino acids. Gene Ontology annotation, molecular function: RNA polymerase II cis-regulatory region sequence-specific DNA binding; DNA-binding transcription factor activity, RNA polymerase II-specific. The record is from RefSeq and is a predicted model, not a curated record. The transcript is spliced from 3 exons.
GGCGCUGCUGCCGUGUCGCUUUGUGAAACACAACACGGAAGGACGAUUGUUGUUGAGUGAGACGAAAGUGUUUACGAGUUCAGAAAGAAGCCCAUCGCCAAGAGGCAGACAAGAAAAAGACAAAUCUGCUAUUUACUGUAACGUUUAAAUGGAAGUGAAAGAAGAGCCAUGUGAGGCCGACAUGAGUAUCAUGGAGGAGAGGACCAUACAUGUUAAGGAGGAGGACUGUGAGUGGGAGAGUGUCCACACCAAACAGCAGAGUCUGGACAUCAAGGAAGAGGACUGUGAAUUGGGGUCAGUGAGUGUUAAAGAGGAGGAUGAAGAUGAGGUUGUCAGCACUGAGGUGGCCAGCUACAUGAGUAUGGAGAGUGUCAAGGAAGAUGACCUUCAUUAUGAACAUCAAGAUGAAGCAGUGACCGGGUUAGUCUCUUCUCAUAGCAGACACUGUUCCUCUCUGGAGUCUUCUAUCAGUGUAAAAUAUGAAUCAUUACAGUCUGACACAAAGAUGACUUUAGAAAAUUCAUCUCCUAAAAUUCAGGACGGUCAGACACCACCUAAGAUGUCAUCUAAAACAAGAAUCAAACUCCAAUGCUGUUCUGAAUGUGGCAAACAAUUUUCUGACAUGAGUAAUCUUCAGAGUCACAAAAGAAUACACGCAGGAGAGAAACAGUUUGGCUGUAGUAAAUGUGGCAAACACUUUUCAAAAAGAAGUCACCUCCAGAGUCACCAAAGACUUCACACAGGAGAAAAGCCGUAUUCCUGCCCUGAAUGUGGCAAAAAGUUUUCACGCAGAAACCAUCUUCAGCGCCACAAAAGAAUUCACUCGGGAGAGAAACCGUAUUGCUGCUCUGAAUGCGGCAAACAGUUUUCACAAAGAUGCCAUCUUCAGACCCACCAAAGAAUUCACACAGGAGAGAAGCCGUAUUGCUGUUCUGAAUGUGGUAAACAUUUCUUGCACAAUAACAGUCUGCUGGUGCACAUUAAAACUCACUCAGGAGAGAAGCCGUAUCGCUGCUCUGAAUGUGGCAAACAGUUUUCACAGAAAAACAACCUUUCGGAUCACAAAAGAAUUCACACAGGGCAGAAGCAGUUUGGCUGUAAUAAAUGUGGCAAACACUUUUCAAAAAGACAUACGCUUCAGAUCCACGAAAGAACUCACACAGGGGAGAAGCCGUAUUGCUGCCCUGAAUGUGGAAAGCAGUUCUCUCAGAGUAGUACUCUCCAGAUACAUAUUACAACUCACACAGGAGAGAAGCCAUAUUGCUGUUUGGAGUGUGGCAAACAAUUUUCACAAAGAUGCCAUCUUCAGAACCACCAGAGAAUUCACACGGGGGAGAAGCCGUAUUGCUGUUCUGAAUGUGGCAAACAGUUUUCACGUAGAGACAAUCUGGAGUGCCACAAAAGAAUUCACACACGAGAGAAGUGUUUGGAUUAGACAAACACGCCAAAGUCGCAUUCAUUAAUGGAAAAUUGAAAUCAACCUGGUGGAAGCUUAGAUAGAUAGAUAGAUAGAUACUUUAUUAAUCCCAAGGGGAAAUUCACAUAAUCCAGCAGCAGCAAACUG